Drosophila montana is the source of this 1954-nucleotide messenger RNA. It is a transcript of the gene wun2, whose product is annotated as wunen-2. NCBI's taxonomy places the organism in Eukaryota, Metazoa, Arthropoda, Insecta, Diptera, Drosophilidae. Gene Ontology annotation, molecular function: phosphatidate phosphatase activity. The coding region runs from base 670 to 1767 and encodes 365 amino acids. The transcript is spliced from 6 exons. Gene Ontology annotation, cellular component: plasma membrane. Gene Ontology annotation, biological process: phospholipid dephosphorylation; signal transduction; phospholipid metabolic process. The record is from RefSeq and is a predicted model, not a curated record.
AGUUCUUCGGGUUCUGUUGAACGCUGCGGUCGCAUUGAUCUUGGGCGCUCGCAACAAUUUACUCAACUUCUGCAUUCUCGUCGUUCUACGCGGGCGGCGCUGCGCAUGCGAAAGAAGGGCGCGUAAAGAAAGUGCAAGUGCAAUUGCAAGAAUAACGGAAUCAUAAAACAAAAUAAACAACAAUAAUAUUUAAGCAAGCUCAUCAAAGUGCUACGUAAAAGUCGAAACGCAAAUGAAGGCAAUUCAAGUAUAAAUAUUUAAGAAAAAUUCAAAAAGUUUCUGUGUGGUUUUUGUGCGCUGACAGCAAUAUUUAACCGAUAUUUUAUUUUCUCACUUGCGCAAUUUCCAUUUUACCCGCCUCUGACAAAAAAAAAUCAGAUAUUUUGUUUAUUUUACAUUAUCGAUUGCCGGGCUCUCAUUUACCCAACUUGGCUACCAACGCCGCCGACGCUUAUCAGCCAGGCAAAGGCAGCGUUCGAUAGCCACUAAGCCGGAGUAAAUAGAGUUCCGAGACCCGAGUCCAUUAGCGUAUGCCCAAAAAAGGCACAUUUCUUCGUUAUUUAUUGCAUUUUAAAUAUUUGGACUGCUCAACUGAUAAAAAAAAUAUGCCCACACACAGCGGCAGCAAGGUGCAGCAGUAGAGCUACUACACCCACGCUUCCGCCCACCAUGAGUAGCCUGCGGCCCGCAAGUGUCUGCGAUACGACGCCGCUGCAGCGCUUCGAGAGCCAAAGCAGCAGCGGCGAGGAGCCAUCUUCGCCAACAGCGGCGAGUAUCAUAGCAGCCGCCGCAGCAGCAGCGUCCACCUCAAACUCCCCACACCAACACCAACACCAACAACACCAACACCACCACAACAACAACAACAACAAUAUCAACAAGAAUGUAAAAGUUGAUUUACAGCUGCCAGCGUUUGUUGGGGCUGGAGUGGGUGGAGCAGGCACUGGAACAAUUGUCAUAAUGCCGCGCGCUCGCGGCACAGCUCACAUCUUUGGACGCAUCGCCAUGGACCUGAGCCUGCUCAGCUGCGUCGGCUUGACUAUGCUCGCCUUCUCGUUGUGGUGUGAACCGAUCAGGCGCGGAUUCUUCUGCGAUGAUCUCUCGCUGAUGCAUCCCUACAAGGAAUCAACUAUACGCAGCUGGAUGCUCUAUCUGAUGUGCGCAGCGCUGCCCGUUUCUCUGAUUCUACUGGUGGAAUUCUACAGGGCGCAGGACAGGCCAAAGUACGGCAGCAGCAGCAGCGGCUACUAUCUGUGCCACAUGGAGCUGCCGCAAUGGCUGCUGCAGUGCUAUCGCAGGAUUGGCGCCUUUGUGUUCGGUUUGGGCGUGGAGCAGCUCACCACGGACAUAGCCAAAUAUGCCAUUGGUCGACUGCGGCCGCACUUCUUUGCACUCUGCCAGCCGGUGCUCCGCGACGGCACCAGCUGCAACGAUGUGAUCAAUGCCGGUCGCUAUAUCGAGGACUUUCAGUGCACGGCAUCCAGCCUGAGCGCCAAGCGAUUGAAGGACAUGCAUCUCUCCUUUCCCAGUGGCCAUGCCAGCUUUGCCUGCUACUCCAUGGUCUAUCUUGCGAUCUACUUGCAGCGUCGCAUGCACUGGUCGCGCCUCAAAAUGUUGCGCCAUUUGUUGCAGUUCCUGCUGCUCCUGUUCGCCUGGUACACGGCACUAACGCGCGUCUCCGACUACAAGCACCAUUGGUCCGAUGUCCUGGCCGGCUCAGCAAUUGGCCUCACCUACGCCCUGCUGGUGACGUCGAUCAUUUGGUAGACGGGCCCAAUCGGAACAACUCUCAUCGAUUUCAGCUGCUUUUAGUUAUCGUCUCUAUAUGUACAACUAUUUAAUCAGCUAUAGCCUACUAAUGUACAUAAACUACUUAUGUACAAUGUACACUGUCUUUGUGUGUGUCUUUGACUUUAGUUUUACUUAAUAAAAUUUUGCUAGUGUAUGUUUAAAA